AUGGCUUUUCCCUCAGUCGGUCUGCUUAAUCUCUGAAACAAAUGAAGAUCAGCUGAUUCAAAAAUUCUCGCGAGAAGAAAAGAGAAGCCCUAAUUCUAUUUUCAUUCGAUUAUUCGCUUUGCUUUAUCACGGGGAUCGUUUUUUCGUAGUUGACGGUUACAAUGGAAGAGCAUACGGGCCGUGAUUUGAUAAGCGAACUGCCUCAAGGCAUUAUAGAAACCAUACUCACAAAGCUCCCAAUCGGCGACGCGGUAAGAACGAGCGUGCUAUCGACCAGGUGGAGGAACAAAUGGGCUCUGCUGACUCAUCUAGUAUUCAACGACAGAAGCGCAAUCCAAUUCCACGACAUAACUGCCUUGCAGCACAUAAUCGUCAAUUUCGUUACGAGAUUUUUGUUCCUCCACGACGGGCCGAUUCACAAGUUCUCUCUCUGCACCUCGUAUCUGCAGAGCUCUCCGGAUAUCGACCAGUGGCUCCUCUUCAUCUCGCGAAAAGACGUCAAGGAGUUGAUUCUUGAAUUAGGAGAAGGCGAGUGGUUCAGGGCGCCAUCGAGUGUGUUUUCUUGCAAGAACUUGACCCGUUUGGAGCUCGUUCGGUGCGAAUUGGACCCCCCUCCGAAUUUUAAGGGUUUCUUGUUUUUGAAGUACCUCAGCCUUCAGCAAGUUUUGAUUCCACCGGACGAUGUUGAGCGUCUGAUUUCGAGUUGCCCGCUCCUCGAAAGUCUCACUUUGUCAUACUUUGACAGCUUGGAGCUGACUGUGCGGGCCCCGAAUCUCAAGUACUUGAUUUUGGAAGGCGAGUUUAAGGAUUUGUGCCUUGCUAAUACGCCGCUUUUGGUUGCUAUUUCCGUUGCUAUGUACAUGACCGAUGACAUUGCGGAGCACUUCGAGCAAAGCUCGAGCUGCAAUUUUGACAAGCUUCUUGGCGGUGUUCCCAAUCUCGAGAGGCUUAUUGGGCAUAUAUACUUCACUAAGUAUCUGAGCAUAGGUAAUGGCAGAGGAAGAAGCCGGAUAACCUAUAACCAAUUAAAGUUUAUCGAGUUAUAUCAAGUUAGCUUCGACGACAUGAAAGAAGUUCUCGUUGUGCUUCAGCUGAUUAUGCAUUCUCCGAAUUUGAAAGCACUCCAAAUCUCCGGUUCCUCAAACACGUCUGGUACGAUGCGGAGUCCUGAUUCGGAAAUAUGGGACGAGAAAUUCUCAAUCGAUUGCACAUUUCACAAGCUGAAAACCGUGAAGUUGACCGAUGUUUCUGGUGUGCCACAUGAAAUGAAGUUUAUCAAGUAUCUACUCGAACGCACGCCUGGUCUUGAAGAAAUGAGUAUUACGCCUGGUUUGUACGUGACGGAUAAGAGAUUGAAUAUGUUGAUUGAUUUGGUGAGUUUUCGAAGAGCUUCUCCACAAGCAUCGAUCGUUUUUAUUCACGAACCAGUAUGACAAUUUUUUCAAUGAUUCUUAGUAUUUCUUAAAAAUCAUUUAUGUAUGUUGUACUCUUUACGAAACGGGAUGUACCAAAAUAAACCCUUUUGGUGUUUGAGUUGAAGGCUUCAUUUCGAUACAAGGAAUUUGUAGUAGUGGAUUUUAAAUCGAUAUAACAAAGUCAUUGAGGUUAUAUGCUCUUGUUUUUUA
Molecule: messenger RNA, 1625 nt
Organism: Erythranthe guttata (spotted monkey flower)
Lineage: Eukaryota; Viridiplantae; Streptophyta; Magnoliopsida; Lamiales; Phrymaceae
Product: F-box/RNI-like superfamily protein
Molecular function (GO): protein binding
Source: RefSeq, a predicted model, not a curated record